ACCCAGCUGCCUCUAGGUUCUGAGAAGAUGGCGAAGGUUUCAGAGCUUUACGAUGUCACUUGGGAAGAAAUGCGUGAUAAAAUGAGAAAAUGGAGAGAAGAAAACUCAAGAAAUAGUGAGCAAAUUGUAGAAGUUGGGGAGGAAUUAAUCAAUGAAUAUGCUUCAAAGCUUGGAGAUGACAUUUGGAUCAUAUAUGAACAGGUGAUGAUUGCAGCUCUAGACUAUGGUCGUGAUGACUUGGCAUUGUUUUGUCUUCAGGAGUUGAGAAGACAGUUCCCCGGCAGUCACAGAGUCAAGCGACUGACUGGCAUGAGAUUCGAAGCCAUGGAAAGAUAUGAUGAUGCAAUACAGCUAUAUGAUCGAAUUCUACAUGAAGAUCCAACUAACACUGCUGCAAGAAAGCGUAAGAUUGCCAUUCGAAAAGCCCAGGGAAAAAAUGUGGAGGCCAUUCGGGAACUGAAUGAGUAUCUGGAACAAUUUGUUGGAGACCAAGAAGCCUGGCAUGAACUUGCAGAACUUUAUAUUAACGAACAUGACUACGCUAAAGCAGCCUUUUGUUUAGAGGAGCUUAUGAUGACUAAUCCACACAACCACUUAUAUUGCCAGCAAUAUGCUGAAGUAAAAUAUACCCAAGGUGGACUUGAAAACCUUGAACUUUCAAGAAAGUAUUUUGCACAGGCAUUGAAACUGAACAACAGAAAUAUGAGAGCUUUGUUUGGACUUUACAUGUCGGCAAGUCAUAUUGCUUCUAAUCCAAAAGCAAGUGCAAAAACAAAAAAGGACAACAUGAAGUAUGCUAGUUGGGCAGCUAGUCAAAUAAACAGAGCUUACCAGUUUGCAGGUCGAAGUAAGAAGGAAACCAAAUACUCUCUCAAGGCAGUCGAAGACAUGUUGGAAACACUGCAGAUUACCCAGUCUUAAGGUUUCAAAAACUUUCACGUUACAUUUCACAACUGCACAACUGAACUUACUGGCCUGUGACUUAUUUACUAAAUGUCCAACGCUAUUUAUAUACUAAUUUUCUGUUAAGGCAGUUGUAAAGAAUUGUCUUUAUAUAAACUUAAAAAUGCCUUUUAUUGAUAAGCAGGAAGAUGGGAAAAGUCCAUGGAAGAAAAUUUAAGAAGAAUCUUAUUGAUUGUACUUCAUUCUCUUAAUAUCACACUGCUUUUAAACCGUAAUGUGAUGUAGAAAUGACCUCGUUAAAUAAACCAUGAUGAUUUAUUAAACUUGCAUGUGAAGAUUAUAGAUUCUUUUUGUUCUGCUUAAAGAGUGAAGAUGUUUUAGUACUCAGUUUCUAGUUAACUUCAUUUUAUCAGUGGUAGGAAAUGCAUAGCAUAGAUAACUGACAGAAGCAAAAUACUGGCAUAUUAUCUUGACUUUCAGUAUCAGGUUGGAUUUUGCUCAGCGUUUCAGUAGGCUGUUUUAUGUACUAUAACGUUAUUCUGCUGACUCAUGCUAAAAUAUGUC
Pteronotus mesoamericanus is the source of this 1467-nucleotide messenger RNA. RefSeq names its product ER membrane protein complex subunit 2 (gene EMC2). The record is from RefSeq and is a predicted model, not a curated record. Gene Ontology annotation, molecular function: protein binding. Lineage: Eukaryota; Metazoa; Chordata; Mammalia; Chiroptera; Mormoopidae. The transcript has 11 exons. Gene Ontology annotation, biological process: protein folding in endoplasmic reticulum. Bases 28 to 921 code for a protein of 297 amino acids. Gene Ontology annotation, cellular component: EMC complex.